GCAGAGUCAUGUUUCUGAAGACGCAUAAAACAGGAGGCAGCACUGUUACCAACAUACUUAACAGAUAUGGAARCAAGAAUAAGUUGAUAUUUGCUUUGCCAAAACAAGAAAUAACUUUUGACUGGCCAAGACGUUUGAAAACUGAUCAAAUGGCCGUGACWUGGGCAAAUCCACACAUUUUAUGUAAUCAUGCCAGAUACAAUAAACGUAUUCUUCGCCAUCUCUUUCCAAAAGACGAAAGUAUCUACAUUACUAUUCUACGUGAACCUUUUAGUCACUACGAAUCUGUAUUUAACUACUUUGAACUGUGGAAAGGGCUUGGCAUUAAGGGUAAAAACAGUAUAGAAAUUAUGGAAAAAUACYUGCAAAUGAAUUUUAAGAAUGUUAAAGAUGCUAAACUUCACCUCAAAGAUAGAUCUCGCUUACUAAGGAAUCCAAUGUUGUAUGAUUUGGGUUUGGAUUUCCGCUUUUACCAAGACGAAACGGCCGUAAGAAAGUACAUUAAAUUUCUGGAAAGAGAGUUUGAACUUGUCAUGAUGAUGGAAUAUUUUGACGAAUCUGUCGUUCUUCUGAAGAGAAUGAUGUGUUGGGAUAUUGAUGACAUUGUCUUCAUCAAACACAAUGAACGUCAGAAAAAAGAUAAGAAAAGACUCUCGCCAUUGCUUCAUGCAAAUAUUAARCGCUGGAACCAAGCAGACUUCAUUCUUUAUAAUCACUUUAACAAAACAUUUUGGAAAAAAAUCGAAGCAGARGGUCCAGACUUCUACAAGGAUCUUAGCAGCCUCCGUAGGCGGAACCAAGAAGUGUUCGAGAUGUGUGUAGGUUCAAAACCAAUUAUCACUGAAAUAUAYCGUGGAAAAUUUGUCCAAGGACAUGGUUUGAAGAAAGACAUCCCACACGACAAAAAAGACUUUUGUACUAAUCUUGUCAAGAGUGAAUUAGAAUUUCACAAAGAAAACAUGCAAGCUCAUAGACAAAGACAAAGUCAGAUAAAUGAUCAAGGAGUGUUCGCRAACGAACUAAUUGAAGAAAACAGCUGGGAUAAAGCUAAAGACUUGACUUUUAAGCCGAUAAUAAAACUAUAAUGGGACAUUCUUACGGUUUAAUAAUGAAAGAGCAAAGAAUGGCCCGAAAAAAGUCAUYAAAGUUAUCUUUUUUCUGUGAUCUUCAACAACCCACGUGACGUAUUUCACAAAUAGCAAUCCAGACAAUACAUAAGAACGUACGCAAGUGUACGAGAGAAUGUACGUAAGAUUACGUGAGGACGUACGUAAGUGUUGAAGAGAACAUACGUAAGAACGCAUGUAAGAGUACGUAAGGAGGUACGUAGGAGUACGUAAGGACGUACUAAAUGUACGUAAGGAUUUAUGUAAGAGUACGUAAAAAYGUUUAGACAGCAAUUUCAAGAAACGUUGCACGGACACCUUAUGUCACGAACACUCUUAUAUUACGGACGCUGAUCGCAUUCUAGUAUGGAUUCCAGCAAGCAUACUAUCAAAACUACUGUUUUAUACCUAUCCAAACCAUUUCAACACUUUAUUAUGACCAUUAUGACUUAUAUGUAUACAUGGUUUUUGUUUUUAUUGUUCUCCUAUCAAAAUUUAAUUAUAAAAUACAUUGCGCCUACCUCUAUUAUAAUAUUAGACACUAUGCAUUGCUCUAUUUCUCACUAAUGCCUAAAAAGAAUGCAUAAAACAAACUAAAAAAAAAGAAAAGAAAA
Messenger RNA from Exaiptasia diaphana, 1720 nucleotides. Its product is annotated as galactosylceramide sulfotransferase. Gene Ontology annotation, biological process: glycolipid biosynthetic process. The transcript has a single exon. Lineage: Eukaryota; Metazoa; Cnidaria; Anthozoa; Actiniaria; Aiptasiidae. The coding region runs from base 9 to 1085 and encodes 358 amino acids. Gene Ontology annotation, cellular component: membrane. Gene Ontology annotation, molecular function: galactosylceramide sulfotransferase activity. The record is from RefSeq and is a predicted model, not a curated record.